Arachis ipaensis is the source of this 498-nucleotide messenger RNA. Its product is annotated as FAS1 domain-containing protein SELMODRAFT_448915-like. The record is from RefSeq and is a predicted model, not a curated record. NCBI's taxonomy places the organism in Eukaryota, Viridiplantae, Streptophyta, Magnoliopsida, Fabales, Fabaceae.
AUGGGGUUGCAUUGUUAUUAUCAUUAUUAUUUGUUGAUGAUGCUUGUUCUUGUAACUGGUUAUGCAGAAUCACAGCCAAUUUUUCACCCUUUUAACCACACUGAUUUACAAGCAGCAAUAUCUGACAUGAGAACAAAAUCUUACUAUGGAUUUGCAAUGCUAUUGCAAAUGCUAAAUGGAACAUCACAACCAAGUAGCUCCUUAACAUUCUUGAUGCCAGAUGAUAGGGAACUAUCAACAUCAGCCAUUGCUGCUGAUGAAAUUGAAGAUUUCUUGCUAAGCCAUGCAAUUCCAAUGCCACUCUACUUCAAUGAUUUAUCUCAUUUCCCAACUGGGACCCUUGUUCCCUCAGGCAUAAGCACCAAAAUGAUUAGGAUCCAUAACCGUGGAAGGGGUGAUUUCUUUGUUAAUAAUGCUCAGAUUGUUUCUGCUAAUGUUUGCUUGGGCUCUGUCAUCAAGUGCCAUGGCAUUGAUGCAAUUAUUGAAUAUGAUGCUUGA